AUGGCUCGAAUCACUGGACCAAACAUCCCCGUCGAUCUUAUGUGUAGCCACAACGAAUCGGCCUUCUACCCACUAUGCUUCUUCUGGUCGACCAUCAUCAUGAACGUGAUCUCCGCUGACGCGAUCGUGUCAGCAUACCCCACACAUCUUCUCAGCCAUCAUGGUAUUUGCUCAUACACCAUCAGUGAUUAUCAGUAA
This is a messenger RNA of Laetiporus sulphureus 93-53, 198 nucleotides long. RefSeq lists its product as uncharacterized. NCBI's taxonomy places the organism in Eukaryota, Fungi, Basidiomycota, Agaricomycetes, Polyporales, Laetiporaceae. The record is from RefSeq and is a predicted model, not a curated record. The transcript has a single exon. The coding region runs from base 1 to 198 and encodes 65 amino acids.